This is a messenger RNA of Rangifer tarandus platyrhynchus (Svalbard reindeer), 576 nucleotides long. NCBI's taxonomy places the organism in Eukaryota, Metazoa, Chordata, Mammalia, Artiodactyla, Cervidae. The record is from the annotation of a GenBank genome assembly.
AUGCAGCCGGAGCCAGCUAAGGAGACCGGGAGGAGGGGCCCGCGGGAGCGAGCGAACAAGGGCGAGCAGGGAGCAGGGGCCCGAGUGGGGCGUGCCCAGGCGGAGCCCCCCAAGCCGGGCUGGGCCCUCACGCUGGAGGGGCUGGCGGCCAUGCGGCCGGCGCAGCGCCGCAGCCACCUGCUCUUCGGCGACCUGCUGGAGGACGUGCGCGCGACCUCUUGUCUCUUCCCGUGCGAGUCAGCGGAGGUGGGGUACCGCAUGCCGGACUCGCGUGCGUGGACGCUGCCGCUCGAGCCACCCGCGCAGCGCCAGGACCGGCUCCUAGGCGUCCUUAAGGCCGCCGAGGCCCGCGGCCGAGUCCGCGCGCUCCGGCUGCGCUACGCCCGCAUGCGGGCGGAGGAGAUCUCGCUCCUCAUUCAGAGCCAGAGGUCCGCGCGCGCCGCCAUCCGGCUGGAGCUGUUCCUGCCGCCGCAGCUGAAGCCCACGAGGAUCCCAGACCCCCUGGACCGGCAAGAGAGGAGGCGAGUGGAGACCAUCCUGGAGGAGAAAGUCCACGGCAGCAUCUUCCCACGUUGA